This is a messenger RNA of Dromiciops gliroides (monito del monte), 2836 nucleotides long. It is a transcript of the gene ZDHHC7, whose product is annotated as zinc finger DHHC-type palmitoyltransferase 7. Gene Ontology annotation, cellular component: Golgi apparatus; endoplasmic reticulum. Bases 371 to 1297 code for a protein of 308 amino acids. The transcript is spliced from 8 exons. The record is from RefSeq and is a predicted model, not a curated record. Gene Ontology annotation, molecular function: protein-cysteine S-palmitoyltransferase activity. NCBI's taxonomy places the organism in Eukaryota, Metazoa, Chordata, Mammalia, Microbiotheria, Microbiotheriidae. Gene Ontology annotation, biological process: protein targeting to membrane; peptidyl-L-cysteine S-palmitoylation.
UCACUUCCGGGGACUGCGCUCGGCUCUCCGAGCCCUGGGCGGCGGGGUCCUCGGUGUGGGAGAGACCGCCAACGAACCCGGGCGCCAGGGGACCGAGUGUGGCGGUGGCCCUGCCUCCUCCUCCCGGCGCCUGCGGCCGGGUCAUGAGCUCAGCCGCAUGAUGUGCGCCCGCCCGCCUCGGCUGCCUCCGCCGUCGCCGCCCGCAGGCCAGGAGGAGCCGCCGCGCCGGGCGGACCCCCGGGGUUCCCACCCAGCCCGGCCCUGGGACCCGGAUCAUAUCAUAUAUGACAAUAUGCACCUUAGCCUGAAGAAAAGGCACAAUGUCCAAGUAACAUUAAAAAAAAGUCUGUGAGGGUAAGCCCAGGGAAUCAUGCAGUCCUCAGGGCACAGGUUCCGUGACAUGGAGCAUCACCCCCUUCUUGGUGACAAUGAGAAUUAUGAUUCCUCCUCCUCCUCCUCCUCUGAAGCUGAUGCUGCAGAUAGAAUUUGGUUCAUCCGAGAUGGCUGCGGGAUGGUCUGUGCUGUCAUGACGUGGCUCCUAGUUGUCUAUGCAGACUUUGUUGUGACUUUUGUCAUGUUGCUGCCUUCCAAAGACUUUUGGUACUCCGUGAUCAACGGUGUUGUUUUUAACUGCUUGGCAGUUCUGGCCCUGUCAUCUCAUCUGAGGACUAUGCUAACUGACCCUGGGGCGGUCCCCAAAGGCAAUGCUACUAAAGAGUACAUGGAGAGUCUGCAGCUAAAGCCUGGUGAGGUGAUCUACAAGUGUCCCAAGUGUUGCUGUGUCAAGCCCGAGCGUGCACACCACUGCAGUAUUUGUAAGCGAUGUAUUCGGAAGAUGGAUCACCACUGCCCAUGGGUGAACAAUUGUGUGGGAGAAAAGAAUCAGAGGUUUUUUGUGCUCUUUACAAUGUAUAUAGCCCUGUCUUCAGCUCAUGCUCUGAUCCUGUGUGGAUUUCAGUUUUUUUCCUGUGUCCGCGGGCAGUGGACAGAAUGCAGUGGUUUUUCUCCACCUGUAACUGUAAUCCUGCUGAUCUUCUUGUGCCUUGAGGGUCUUCUGUUUCUCACUUUCACCGCAGUCAUGUUUGGCACUCAGAUCCACUCAAUAUGCAACGAUGAAACGGAGAUUGAAAGACUGAAAAGCGAAAAGCCAACUUGGGAACGGAGGCUCCGAUGGGAAGGGAUGAAGUCUGUUUUUGGGGGCCAGCCUUCAAUUCUGUGGAUGAACCCUUUCGCAGGGUUUCGACUCAGGAGAUUCCUACUGAAGUCAAAGAGAGGUGGUCCAGAGUUUUCUGUGUGAGGUCCGUUUUCCCAUACUGGAACUGGCAGAUGCAUUCUAGGAUAUUUAUAUGGGGUUUGAAAGCCUAUCGACACAUAAUCUGUGACCAAUGGGGACUGAACCAACACAAAUCAGUUGCUUGUAGCAAGCAGAAUUUUAUACAUUUAUAGUCACGGAGAUCACAAAUUUUCCAAAAUGUUAACUGGAUGCUGUAAUGACUUUUCAGCUGUACCACUAAUGAAAGGCAUGUGGCCACACUAAAGAAGCCAAAUGUCAUUAUUCUACUGUGAGAUUAUGAUUUUUGUUAAAUCUUUUUCAUUUGAUCAACUGUCAUUUGGGGUAUUACAUAUGCUAUUUUAUUAAAAAUCCUGUGUACUGAGCUACAUUUGUCAAUCAUGGAAAAAAAAAAUCCCCAGUGGACAAGAAUCCUCAAGCCAGUAGCAUCAGGGAGUUUCUGUUUACCAUGUAAUUUCAUUCCGUUAUUGCUUUUCCCGGUAUCUUAAUGCUACAGGGACCCUUACUUAGAGAUCCAUUUCAGUCUUUCAUUUUUAUCAUCUUUUGCAAUUAAGUUGCAAAAGAUCUGUGUGCACUGAGUAGUAUAGGUAAAUAUCAGGUACACUCAUUAAUUUAAUUUUUCCCCCAUUUAUCAUUGCUUACUUCUUUUCCCUUCACCUGCCCAACCCCCAGGACAAAGUAUUUUCAUGAUCCUAGCAGCGAGUUUAAUAUAUGUAGUUUCUCAUUUUUUAAAAAAAUUAAAAUUUUUUAUUUUUAAUGGCAAGCUAUUUUUAAAAACCUAUGUUCAGGGAAGAGGAAAAAGCUGCUAUGAUAUCCUCCUUUGUGACUAACUAUGAAUGUAUUGCCAAUUGGACAGUCUACAGAUCCAAAGAACAAUCAGUUGUCUCCCCUUCGCUUUUUUUUUUUCUUUUCCUGGGGCAGUGAGGGUUAAGUGACUUGCCCAAGGUCACAAAGCUAGUAAGUGUCAAGUGUCUGAGGCCGGAUUUGAACUCAGGUCCUCCUGACUCCAGGGCCACUGCUUUAUCCACUGUGCCACCUAGCUGCCCUUCCCCCUUCCCUUUUAAAGAUCUUGUAUAGGUUUAAUUAUUUUAAAAUUUUGAGAGCAUAAAGGAGCUGGAACUGUAUUUUUCAGCAAAAUUAGCAUUAUCUGGGUGCAUGUUACUCUUGGUAAAGAAGAGUCAAGCCUCACAUUAGAAAACCUUCAUCUCUGUGUAUCUCAAUGCUGCAUUGUUAGUCUGAGCAAGGAGGAGAUCAUAUAACCCCGCAGUGGAGGAAGACCCGUGUGCAUUUCACCACAGCUUUAAAGAAAUGAUUCACAGGGCAUCAGCUGCUUUUGUGACUGGUGCAGAAGAGAGCAUAGCACACAUUUUAACUCUCCUAGAAAUAAACAGAAACAAAAUGGAACUACCAGCAUGCCUAGAGCUGGAUGUGAGACUGUCAUGAUUGCUGUUCUUUCCUCAAACUACAGUCGAUAAGAACCAGGAACCUUGGGGUGGAACUGAGAAUUAUGCCUGAACAGUGAACAGCUCCUUUAAGAGGAGUGGG